UUUUCACCAAACGCCAAUAAACACCAGAAGAAGAAAAGGAAAAAACGCAGUCUGGCGACUUCGGCUAACUUAGCAUAACAGCUAACGAAGAUCCGAUUGCUGUCAGUUAUUGUUUUAGUCCAAACUGGGUCGUCGGCACCGUGUGGGAUGGGACCCCGAAAGGUAAAGCUGGACACUUACCGUAAGAGAAGCGUAGUUUGGAGCUUUUUUAGAGAUAUUGACAAAGGAUCGGUGCAGUGUGUGCUGUGUAAUCGUUACCUUCAUAAAAAGGAGCACGGCUCCACCACUCCGAUGCUAAGACAUCUGCGCCUCAAACACCCCACACAGGUCUACAGAGGAAUGGAGAGAGAAGACGAAGCUGCUGCCAGCCACGACCACCAGCAUAUGGAAAUAGAUGAUGAACAGAUCAUCUCUGUUGUAGUGGCAAUGGACGACGAUGAACCCAACACCAAGACCACACCGAAUGAUUCUGAUCCCAGUCCAGCCGUCACUGGCCUCUUUGAAGCUUCACAACAAGGCUCAUUAGUACAUCUAAUACACGAAGAAAAUCUUAGCCACAUUCCAAACAGGCAAUCACGCAGGCGCAGUUUGAUUUGGAGGCUGUUUGAACAUUUGGACAACUUAAACGCUGCUCGUUGCCGCAUUUGCAUGAAAAAGUUGCACAAAAGUGGCGGCAUCAGCAACCUUCGCCGGCACUUGGUAAAGAGGCAUCCAAAUGUGCUGUCAGAGCUACUGUCCAGCACCCACCAACGUCCUACUGUGUCCUCACAGGGUCUAAAUGUUGCCAGUGUCUCUCAUAAACCCUAUAUAGGAACAGAACCCCGUCAGGCUCCAGUGAAAUUGGUUUUGGAAGAUGGGGAAUCUCACAUUCUGACCACACUGAAUGAAACUCCAGUCAUAAGCAGCUUCCCAGACACACCUCAAGCAGAAAAAACAACCGAAACAGAGGGUACAAAUGCUGAUGGUGGAACAGGGGAAAACAUGUGGGACAGUGGGCAGAAAUGGAUUCCAGUGGAAGUUAGAGUGGAAGACGACAACUCAGACGUCAUGACCCCUUCUAAUGAACCUGACACCAAUCAUGUCAUAAAUGACGAUCCCGACCUUUUGCGAGAAGGUUCGACACAAGAAGCAACACAUUCAGAGGAAGGUGAUAACUCCUCUGAGAGACCACCAACCAAAGACCGCAGACGGAGCGUGAUCUGGAGGCACUUUGACAGAUUAGAGAGUUCAGAAGCAGCUCAGUGUCGCAUUUGUAUGAGGAAGCUGCAGUGCUUCGACAGUGGCUGCACCAGUAAUCUGCAUCGACAUCUGUCAAAAAGGCACCCGAAGGUGUUCUCUGAGCUGGGAUCCAAGCAGCAGUUGUCACCAGACUCGAAUAGUCGCGAUGGGACAACUGAAAGUCAAUUGAUAAAACAUGAGUUGCCAGUGAGACCUUCUCUCCCUUCAACCAGAUUGAAGGCCUCGAGCCAAUCGGAAGUAGAAAUCAGAGUUUUUGAACGGGAGCUGGAGCUGAUUGAAGCUCUAAGAAGAACGCAAAGGGAGGAGGCUCAGGCUCUGCAGCAGCAGCGGGAGCUGCUAAAAAAGCUGCAAACAGUCGGCGCCAGAGAAGCAGCUGCAGAGAGGGAAAAGAUCGAGUCACUGAGGAAAGCCCAGCAGGAAGAAGCUGAGGAGCUGAGCAGACAGAGAGAGGAGCUGGAGAACGGAAAGGCAGAGCUGCAGAAAAAGUGGGAGAAGCUCUAUCACGAACGAGAAGAAUUUUUGUUGCUUUCUACAAGCAAAGAAGACACCUGUACUGAAGUGACUGAAUGAUUCAUAGCUUUUCUGAAAGUGUUAGACGUAAAAAAAUAUAUAUUAUUAGCUUCCCUUUAAAGUAAAACAUAUUUUUUUCCAGGAAAUCCUUGCACAAAAUUCAGUUCCUGUUCUAGCUGAUGUUUUCUUUAAAUAUAAAGGAAUCUGACCCAGGACAAUGUCUCUACCUUCAAAUUUCUCUGUAUCAUAUAAACUCACAAGUGACUUGUAAUGUGUAGCAUGUAGAUUACGUAUACUUUUUUUAAAAUGCAGUUUGGCAAAUAAACUUCCUUGCUGUCAGAUCUAUUGUCAAAUGUAAAACUGUAAUUACAGCAGCUUAAACAUGCAAAGACCUAAAAUUAUGGUUAGGACUGUUUUAAAAAGAAAAAGCAUUUGGACUGUUGACUGAAGCUCCUAUAUAAACAUCUGUUUCACUGACCCUCUUUGCUCCUUGUCCUGAUUAAUGCUAACUUUUUCUCUAGAGGUAAAUUAGAUUUGAUGAGCAAGAAGUCAAAGCUGAUUUGCACCAAGCUAUUUUUAUGAUUUCAAUGUUUAUAAUAGGCUUUUGUGUUGAUAGUUAUUUUGAUGCUAUGAAUACUUACCUUAAAUCUAACUCGAUUUAAUGUAGAGAUGGGAUCAAUAAAUAAAAUGAAACCGC
Messenger RNA from Girardinichthys multiradiatus, 2446 nucleotides. Its product is annotated as stress response protein NST1. The coding region runs from base 148 to 1809 and encodes 553 amino acids. The transcript is spliced from 6 exons. Gene Ontology annotation, molecular function: DNA binding. Lineage: Eukaryota; Metazoa; Chordata; Actinopteri; Cyprinodontiformes; Goodeidae. The record is from RefSeq and is a predicted model, not a curated record.